AUGAUAAUAAAGUGCAUGUUUUUGAACAGGCACCCCAUUCUUGUGUCAAUGGUUUCGUGGUUUCCUCUAUGUCAAAGUGAAAUUGACAAAAAUGUCAUUAUCCCUUCAUUAGCCUUUCAUUCAUAUCAUCGUGUUGUCAUGAAACUUACAAAAUUACCAGUUAUAAAAAAAACAGUAUCCCUCUCUGGCGCAUACACCCAUAUGAAAUAUUUACUCUUUAUGUCGGUCAUCACUGUAGCAUGUGGAAUUUUUGCAUUUAGCCUUUCUAAUCGAGAACAAGAGAUUUUUCUAAGCACCUACUCUACGUGCUUGAAGAGUUCCAAAGUGGACAUUGAACGUGCCCUUCAAACAGCUAGCGGAAUUAUCGACGACGAACCGAAACUGAAAGAGUUUCUUUUCUGCAUUAAUAAACAGAAUGGCGUUCAAGACGAAGAAGGCAACUUUGAGAAAAACGCAGUCCGGAAACGCAUUGAACAUCCUCUCCUGACCGACAAGAUAAUAGAAAUAAUCGUUAACAAGUGCACUAAGAAGCAAGAAACUGGCGAAGAAACCGCUUACCAAUUUUUGAAGUGCUCGCACUCUACCAUCAUGAACGAGAAACAUCAAUAAAGAGGUCUUUGCGCAACAGUUAUCGACGUCCUGAAGGACCUGAAUAGCGCCCCCGUCGCAUUCACAGGACGCAGGGUCAAGGUUAACAGGAUUGUUCAGCAAAAUGCUGAUUGUAAACACUGAUAAAUCGCAACUGUUCUAAGUUUGAAGAGGGAGAAAUAAACGUGUUUUACUUUUA
Tribolium madens (black flour beetle) is the source of this 787-nucleotide messenger RNA. Its product is annotated as B1 protein-like. Lineage: Eukaryota; Metazoa; Arthropoda; Insecta; Coleoptera; Tenebrionidae. Gene Ontology annotation, biological process: sensory perception of smell. The transcript is spliced from 3 exons. Gene Ontology annotation, molecular function: odorant binding. Bases 1 to 609 code for a protein of 202 amino acids. The record is from RefSeq and is a predicted model, not a curated record.